UUGCAUAGUGUGGGAAUAUUGCUCGUCCACUUUUUUGCAAAUUCUCUAUUUCUCUGAUUGUUUAAACUAAGUUUUUGUGCUAAAUCAGUUGGAAAAAAUUAAGUCAUGGCUGAGUCCGCUGCCAUGGACAUUUGGGACAGCAGCCCAGAAGCAUCUUUGAGUGAGGCUCCAACAGCUAGUGUGGGGGAAAAGAAAAAGGCACUGCCGCCGGCAGCCGACGAUAUUUGUUCUGCAUCGCCGGAGAAAAAAGCAAAAAUGGAUAUGGAUGCCGAAAUGAAGGACUUGACUAUUGACAUUCCCGACUCGAGCGAAGCUCAAUCGAAGGAUACCGAGGCACUUGACGAUGCCAAGGAUGCUGACAGUAGCAUUGAGUUGCUGAGUAGCCCCACUGCCGCAGAGCCUACGGCGCCAAAAACCGAAUCGGACAACAGCGUAGAGCUCCUCGACAGCCCCCUCAAAUCGCCAUCCUCAAACGAUGUUAACGAGGAGGAGCUAUUGCCCCUUGAGGAGGAGGAAAAAUCAGGCGCCACCAAAGAGUCUGAGCUAAAAGAAAGCGAAGCCGACAGCAAGGAGAGCAAGGAGAGUGAAGCCUUGGCUGACAGCAGCAUUGAACUAAUCAGCAGUCCCACAUCGGAUGAUUCCCUUGCGAGGGAGAAGGAGGAACACGGACAGCAAGCUGAGACGGAGACUCAGUCGAAAGCUGACGACAGUAUUCAAGUGGAGGGGGAUAUAGCCAUGGAGGAAGAUGUACCAUUGCCAAGUCUAAAACCAACGAACGAACCUAAGGAAAACCAAAAAUCUUCCGAAGCUGCAACUCAGUUGCAGCCAAAAGACAUUAUCGAUUCCAUGGAAAUCGAUGAACAGCCCAGUAACAGUAAAGCGCCCAAAGAAGCUCUCUCGGUAGUUCUUGAAAUAGGAAGUGCUCCAACAGAAGUAGAGGCAGAGCAUAAAAGUUCCUUUGCCUGGGACGGGAUGAUCUCGUACAACAAGGAUUGCAUCAACUGCAACUGCAAGCGGCUACACAAGCAGUUUGUGCUGGCCUGCGUGGCUAUUCUGAACUUCUACAAGGUUCCGAGGAAGUUGCACAGGUCGCAGUACGUUUGCCUGGACUGCUACGACACGGCAGUGGAUAUGUAUGAAGAGUAUGCUGGCCUUCUGUUGGCGGGGCAGCCGCUGCUGCUAAAGGAAUUCAAGCAGGAGCAGGCUGACUUUGUGACCUUGGACAGCAGCGACGAGGAGGAUGAUGAAAAGACAACAGAAAAAGCCGAGUUCUCCAAAAAUGUAUUGGAUCUGAUCGAGAACGAACUGGAAGAUGCCAUUAAGAAGACGCUGGAUAAGGUGGACUUCUCCAAGCAACUCAACUGGUCCAAAACCAUCAUUAAUGCCAAGAUGGAGCGCUUGGGGCAGGAGUUCGAGCAGGUGGACUUAGAGCUGGCAAAGGUCCAGAGUCUGGCGGACAAAAUGCACUGCUCCGUGUACAACUCAUGCCAGGUGGUUCACAAGCAAUUGCCACCGCUAGAUCUCCAUCAGAAUAUCUGCACCAGUGAUUACAAACGCCUCCAGCACCUGCCGGCUGCUGGUGACAUCGAACGGCCCCCGAUCAAAGUUGGGGAGACCUACUACGCCGUCAAGACCAAGGCCAUUGCCAGCUGGGUCUCCGUUAAUGUUGUGGAGAUCUGCGAUACCUCCACCGCCGGAGGUGUCACAGUGAAGGCCUACAAGAUCAAGUAUCAGCACAUGCCCUAUCCGAUGAUGAAGACUGUGACGGCCAAGCAUUUGGCCUACUUUGAUCCGCCGACAGUGCGUCUGCCCAUUGGCACCCGGGUGAUCGCCUUCUUUGAUGGCACACUGGUGCGUGGCAAGGAGAAGGGCGUGGUGCAGAGUGCCUUCUAUCCGGGCAUCAUUGCCGAGCCCCUGAAGCAAAACAAUCGCUUUCGCUACCUGAUCUUCUACGACGACGGAUACACCCAGUACGUGCACCACAGCGAUGUGCGCCUGGUGUGCCAGACAUCCGAAAAGGUAUGGGAGGAUGUGCAUCCCGCCUCGCGCGACUUCAUCCAGAAGUACGUGGAGAGAUAUGCGGUGGACAGGCCCAUGGUGCAAUGCACCAAGGGACAGAGCAUGAACACCGAAUCGAAUGGCACCUGGCUGUAUGCCCGGGUCAUUGAGGUCGACUGCAGCCUGGUGCUGAUGCAAUUCGAGGCCGAUAAGAACCACACGGAGUGGAUCUAUCGCGGCUCGUUGCGCCUGGCCCCCGUCUUCAAGGAGACCCAGAAUUCGCUGAAUGCCGACUGCGCCAUCCACCAGAUGAGGGUCCCAAGGCGCACUGAACCCUUCAUACGCUACACCAAGGAGAUGGAGUCGAGCAACAGGCAGGUUGAUCAGCAGAUACGUGCCAUAGCCCGCAAAAGCACUGGGAAAUCAGCCUCGACAGCAUCCACUACAGCACCUUCAACGGCAUCCGCUUCCGCCUCCGCAGUACGUCACCUGAACAACUCCACCAUCUACGUGGACGACGACACCCGCCCCAAGGGUCAGGUGGUGCACUUCACGGCCAAGCGGAAUGUGCCGCCCAGGGUAUUCAAAACCCACAUAUGCAACCCGAGCUGUCUCUUCACGGUCGUACACCGUCUGGACAGCUACAGUCCGCUGUCCAAGCCACUACUGUCGGGAUGGGAGCGCAUGGUAAUGAGGCAGAAGACCAAGCGCACUGUCGUCUAUCGCGGUCCGUGUGGCCGGAAUCUGCGCAACAUGUUUGAAGUGCACAACUAUCUGCGGGUCACCAAUAACGUCCUGAAUGUAGACAACUUUGACUUCACUCCCGACCUGCGCUGCCUGGCCGAAUACUACAUCGAGUCGACCAUCGUCAAGGAGGCGGACAUCUCCAAGGGGCAGGAGAAGAUGGCCAUUCCGCUAGUCAAUUACUACGACAACACUCUGCCACCGCCCUGCGAAUAUGCCAAACAGCGCAUUCCAACCGAGGGCGUGAACCUGAAUCUCGACGAGGAGUUCCUUGUGUGCUGCGACUGCGAGGAUGAUUGUUCGGACAAAUCGAAGUGCGCCUGCUGGCAGCUGACCGUGACCGGCGUCAGGUACUGCAAUCCCAAGAAGCCCAUUGAGGAGAUCGGCUACCAGUACAAGCGUCUGUACGAGGGCGUCCUGACGGGCAUCUACGAGUGCAACUCGCGCUGUAAGUGCAAGAAGAACUGCCUGAACCGUGUGGUCCAGCACUCGCUGGAGAUGAAGCUGCAGGUGUUCAAAACCUCGAACCGUGGCUGGGGUCUGCGCUGUGUCAACGACAUUCCCAAGGGCGCCUUCGUGUGCAUCUAUGCCGGCCACUUGCUGACGGAGGCGAAGGCCAAUGAGGGCGGUCAGGAUGCGGGGGACGAGUACUUUGCCGAUCUCGACUACAUCGAGGUGGCCGAGCAGCUGAAGGAGGGCUAUGAGUCGGACGUGGAGCGCUCGGAUCCGGACCCCGAAGAUGACAACUACGGCCCCGAUGCAGAGGACGACGAUGACUUCCGACCCAACAACUAUUAUAUAAAGAAGAAGGACAAGCUGCGCUCCUCACGCAGCAACAGCACGCAGAACACCGAAGUGGACUCGCAAGAGCGGGCAGUAAUUAGCUUCAAUCCCAACUCUGAUCUGGAUGAAACAGUGCGUGAAAACUCUGUGCGCCGCUUCUUUGGCAAAGACCAGACCCCCUUCAUCAUGGACGCCAAGACAACUGGCAAUUUGGGACGCUACUUCAAUCAUUCGUGCAACCCCAAUCUCUUUGUGCAGAAUGUCUUUGUGGAUACCCACGAUCUGCGCUUCCCCUGGGUCGGCUUCUUUGCAUCUUCGCACAUUCGCUCCGGCACCGAGCUGACCUGGAACUACAACUACGAGGUGGGCGUGGUACCCAAUAAGGUUCUCUAUUGCCAGUGCGGUGCCUCCAAUUGCCGCGUUCGUUUGCUCUAAUUUUAUAGCAACAUAGUCAGAAGCCCCAAUAAAGAAUUUGAAUUUGAAAUCAUACU
Drosophila obscura is the source of this 4016-nucleotide messenger RNA. RefSeq names its product histone-lysine N-methyltransferase eggless (gene egg). Gene Ontology annotation, cellular component: nucleus. The record is from RefSeq and is a predicted model, not a curated record. Gene Ontology annotation, biological process: negative regulation of gene expression; heterochromatin organization. The transcript has 8 exons. The coding region runs from base 106 to 3960 and encodes 1284 amino acids. Gene Ontology annotation, molecular function: zinc ion binding; protein binding; DNA binding. Lineage: Eukaryota; Metazoa; Arthropoda; Insecta; Diptera; Drosophilidae.